AUGCACAGCUUAACAGAUUCCACCCCUGCCCGGACAAUUUGGGUCUACCGUAACGGGGAUCCGUUCUACUUGGGGAGGAAAUUUAUAAUCAACCCUCGAUACGUGCCCACCUUUGAAGCCUUAAUGAUCCAGCUGAAUGAAGGUGUGCCAACACCCUUUGGGGUGCGGAAGCUCUAUACACCCAGUCAAGGGCAUACUAUUACAGACCUACCGGAAUUGCAGCAGGGAGGUAGAUAUGUGGUUGCUGGCAGGGAGAAGUUUAGGAAGCUAAAUUACUCUGAUAUAGGGACAAAGAAACCUCAACGAAAGAAGAGGGAUGAGGUGAUUCGACCAGUAGUCCAUAGUAAUAUAAAAGUUCCUUCCAAAUGGCAAUCAAUUUAUAAUAAACCAAGAAAUAUUAAUGUUUUCACAAAUGGAAAUCUCUUGAUACCACCCAUGAAAAUCCUUAUACCUAGAUUUACACUAAAUAAUUGGAAUGGCGUCCUAGCACUUGUAAAUGAAAAAGUAAUUCCUCAAUCUGGGGGUAUUCAUAGAUUGUUUACUUUAAAUGGUCAGCCUGUAGAUGGACCUGAUAAAUUAGAAGAUAACCAAUUUUAUAUCGCGUGUGGCAGAGAAAGAUUUCAGCAUUUGCCAUACUGGCAUCAUCCUAAGGUUCCAGAAAAUAUUCGUCGGGAUUUUUCAAAUUCACCAGAACCUCCAGAAAAGCCCCCUAUGAAAAAGCCUCCUAUAGAAGCACCUAAGCAAAGAAAUCGCAUUGUGACUCCCAUAGAAGUAUCAAGACAAGGAGGAGGUGAUAGGAUCUCCGUUUAUUAUGCCAAAUCUGACAAAGCAAGUCAAGAAAAACAGGCUCCUAGACCUGUGUCUCCCAAUGAUGAGCAUAGUGUUUAUAUAGCUCGUAAAUCCCCGACAGAAAUUGAAGGGGCUCGUGAGAUUCAAGAAGACAAAGAUGUUAAAGUGGAAAUACCUAUUGAUCAGGUUCCAGCUGAGAUCAUCCAGGAUGAGGAGAUUUAUGAAGAUCCUGGGAAUCUAAAAGAGCAGGCUCCAGCUGAGAUUGUUCAGGAUGAGACAAUUGAUGCUGAGAAUAUAGAGGAACAGGCAAAAGAAGGUGAGCAACUGCAGUCUUUUUAUAGUGGCCGAACUGGCAUGGAAGCUAACUAG
Molecule: messenger RNA, 1158 nt
Organism: Notechis scutatus (mainland tiger snake)
Lineage: Eukaryota; Metazoa; Chordata; Lepidosauria; Squamata; Elapidae
Source: RefSeq, a predicted model, not a curated record